UGACUGGCCCGUACGUGCCUGAGUGAUAUCUCAUGUGCCUGAUAUCACACGUGCCUGUUGUAUAGUCGUCAUUUAUGUGAUAAUUUUAAGUAAUUUCUCCUGACUCUUGAAUUCUAUAGCACAUACACACAACUCUGCAAUGAGAGCAAUAGUUCAAAGGGUGACUAAGGCAAGCGUAACAGUUGGAGAUGAGUUGAUAAGCUCCAUUGGGAAGGGAUUGUGUGUCCUAGUUGGCAUAUCGCGAGACGACACUCCUAAAGACAGGGAAUACAUAGCUCGGAAGCUGUUGAAUCUGCGAGUGUUUGAGGACGAUAAAGAGAAGAAAUGGGAUAAGAGUGUGAUGGACAAGCAGCUGGAGAUGUUGUGUGUCAGUCAGUUCACAUUGUACUCCAUACUGAAGGGCAACAAACCUGAUUUCCACUCGGCUAUGGCUGGGGAUCAGUCGCAGCAGUUCUACCAGGAAUUUCUAGACAUUCUACGCAAAGAUUACAAGCCAGAACAAAUCAAAGAUGGCAAGUUUGGUGCCUAUAUGCAAGUCCACAUUCAGAACGAUGGUCCUGUCACCAUCAUGCUGGAGUCACCCUGCGAGACCAACAGGAACGCUAAGGCCCCCCUCACACCAAUACCAAGGACUGCCAGACAAAGUGGCAGUGCCACACCAGUUGCCGUGGUAAAGGGACAGCAACAGGAUAAGGUGAACGAGAAAGCUUGCCGUUACGUCAAGAGUCUCACCACAGAGUUUGCAGGUCAAGAUGGUGUCCAUCAAGAAUUCAAGAACACUCUCACCAAAUACAGGGACAGUCAACUCAGCACUGCUGAAUUGAUGCUUCAUGUCGGUACCCUCUUCACUGGUCACACACAGCUUAUAUGCAGCUUCACAGCCUUGUUGCCUACGGGCCAUAGCAUGUCCAUCGCAAACAAUGACCCCAGUCAGGUUAGAGUUCACAUGCCAGGUCAGAGGUACAUGUCGCUGGAGGAGGUCAAGAAGCACAUUGAGCAAAGUCAGGGAGAGAGUAGCAGCUUAUCGGAGCAAGGCGACCCAGGACGGAGGGACACGCCCCUUCUAGACGAAGUCAUAUCCCAGCUGGAGAAGUUGUCCACAUGAUGUCGAAGUAAAUUCUGUACAUCUCUUACAAUUGCAAGUACUUAAGGAUGCAUGUGGUGAAUUGAAUUGGAGUCAUGCGUAUUAUUCCUUGUAAAUGACUACAUCUGUGUUUCUCAUGUGCAAAUAGCCGUAGUGUCUCUGUUGUAUUUAUGUUUCGCCUUUUUAUUAUUCACUAUGCUCUUGGAGGGCUGAAAUGGGAAGUGUUGGACAUCAGUGCUUCCAGAACAGGUAUUCAGGUGUUGAUUUAUUUAUAUCACUUAAGAGGACAUCCUUGCAACAGCUGUAAUAUCUACAUUUAGUAUGGAAGCUGAGAAUUCCCAGAAUUGGCAAAAUUUUGAUUAGAUUUUACAACCCAGGAGCUGAGAACUAUUAAUUUCAGUGUCAUCAGGUUUGUGAUCUGUGCUUACUUAAAUUAGCAGUGUCUACUUCGCUGCCUGCAGUUUUCAAGUAAGUUUCCUUGGCUGUUCUUGUUUGUCUUUCCUAACGUUAUCCCUAUGCCUCGCAGAUACGUGUGUUGUUCGUUUUUAUGGUAACAUUUUGUCUGGAUUGUGCAUUAUGCAUGAAUGAAUUGUCAUGCUAGAAUUAAGUUGUCAUAUCUGCCUUUAAAAUGAGUAGUGUUUUAAUUGUCAUGCAGUGUCUGACUGCUAUAUGAAAUAAGGAUGAUAGUGGAGACAUGAAAAUAGUCAACAACCCAAUCAAUGUAGAGACAAAUUGCUUGAAAGUAAAUGAAGCUAGGUCAGGCUACCUGACAGGGAUAAAACGUCAGCAAAGAGGGUACUCGUUAAGUUAUUGAUCAUUUAGCAGACAGUCAAGAGACCCCCAACUUGGAAGUAUUUCAUCACCCUAAAAUUCACGUAGUGCUCUAAGUAUAGAACACAGACUGGUAUUAAAUGAUACAGACUGGAAAAAAGGAGAGUUUCCUCUGUAACAUUGGUUUGCUACCGUAGGGUUUUGUGUUCGAUACUAGAGAUUAAUGGAUUUUCCUCAAUGGAAGGACUCUUCCUACAGAUAAAAAUAAGGUCACUUUAGUGAAGGUUUUAUGAUUGACAGCAGUGGAUAGUUUGAAUGAGGUAAGAUUGGGUCAAAAAAAUUGGCAUUCGUCAUUUUGGUGAUUAAAACCCUGUUGUGUGAGUCAGCAGGCACCAAUUUAGUUUCUUAUUUUACGCCCAUGAAAUAAAACAUUGCAAUGUUUUAAAACAGGA
Acanthaster planci (crown-of-thorns starfish) is the source of this 2307-nucleotide messenger RNA. RefSeq names its product D-aminoacyl-tRNA deacylase 1 (gene dtd1). NCBI's taxonomy places the organism in Eukaryota, Metazoa, Echinodermata, Asteroidea, Valvatida, Acanthasteridae. Gene Ontology annotation, biological process: tRNA metabolic process; regulation of DNA-templated transcription. The record is from RefSeq and is a predicted model, not a curated record. Gene Ontology annotation, molecular function: D-tyrosyl-tRNA(Tyr) deacylase activity. Gene Ontology annotation, cellular component: cytoplasm.